AUGCUAUAUACGUGUCGACCACCGUCUUUAAUCGCCAGCCUUGCCAACUGGGACUGUUGUCGCAGGGAUGAUGAUUCCUUGAAAGAUUAAUGUUACGUUUGAAAAUAAACAACUUUGAUAGGAAAAUGGAGUAUGCUUUUAUUACUCCUAAGAGAAUUGCGAUUCUACUGUGUGAUGAUACGAGUCCAAAGCAAACAUGCAAAUACAGCAUAGGAUUGGGCAUCUUCUUAGAUUAUAUAUAUGAUUGUUUAUUAAUCAUGCCCAAAAAAUUGAGAGUCCUCCGCGUGUUUUGAAACACGGUAA
Acanthoscelides obtectus is the source of this 303-nucleotide messenger RNA. The record is from the annotation of a GenBank genome assembly. Lineage: Eukaryota; Metazoa; Arthropoda; Insecta; Coleoptera; Chrysomelidae.